UGUGACCGUUUCUCAGCCAUCUUGUCGAAACGAAAGGAUUCGCAUAGCAAAGCCUGCACUGUCAGUUAAAACAGAAUUUCAAGGAACAAUGGCAGAAACCCAGAUGCUGAACUUUGGACCCGAGUGGCUUCGCGCCCUGUCCGGCGGUGGCAGCGGCGGCGGCGGCGGCAGCAGCAACAGCGUCGCCUCCCCUCCCCUCUCACCAGCGCUGCCAAAGUACAAGCUGGCGGAUUACCGCUACGGCAGAGAGGAGAUGUUAGCACUUUAUGUAAAGGAUAAUAAGAUUCCUCUAGAUCUGCAUGAUAAGGAGUUCCUCCCUAUUUUACAAGAGGAGCCCCUCCCACCGUUGGCACUCGUACCAUUUACAGAAGAGGAACAGAGAAAUUUCUCCAUGUCUGUGAACAGUGCAGCUGUGCUGCGACUCACAGGAAGGGGAGUGGGGACGGUGGUGGGGGCCCCGAGGGGCCGAAGUUCCUCGCGGGGUCGAGGACGAGGCCGAGGAGAAGGAGGCUUUUACCAAAGAAGCUUUGAUGACGGUGAGGGAGGGUUUGGUCGCGGCGGGAGAGAGAUGCACCGCUCACAGAGCUGGGAGGAAAGGGGAGACAAAAGAUUUGAAAAACCAGGUCGAAAAGAUCCAGCAGUAGAUGUUGCAACAGCCCACUUCCAGCUGAAUCACACAGUUAGGGCGAACUACGAGGAGGGCGUGGCCGUCCCGGGCCGGAAACACGAGUUCACGCGCUCCGAGAGCGAGAACUGGCGGGUGUCCCGCGAGGAGCAGAACGGCGGCGACGACGACGAGGGGGGCUGGCGUCUGGCGGGCUCACGGCGGGACGGCAGCGACAGGUGGUGCCCCCCCAGCCCAGAAGGCCCGCGCUCAGCCGGGUGGGACCAGCGGCGGCGCUUCCCGUUCGACGGGCGCGAGGAGGAGCGCGGGUACCGGCGGGCGCAGGACGACGAGCGGGACAGCCUGCCCGAGUGGUGCCUGGAGGACGCCGAGGAGGAGACGGGCACCUUCGACUCCUCCGGGGCCUUCCUGUCCCUCAAGGGCAGGGCCGCAGAGCUCUCGGGCCUCCCGCAGAUGAAGCAGAAAGCCCCCAAGGAGCCCAUCCUGGAGGAGGCGGAGCUGGACUUCCGACCCGCGGAGGACUGCGAGGCACACGUCGACCCAGACGAGACCAAAGAAACGGACACCCCCGCUGGGAAGGAGGCGGACGGGAGGGAGGACUCUGGGAAGUCGGAAGAAGAGGCAGCCCCUCCCCUGUCGACGCCCCCAUGUCCAGCAGAGCCCCAGCUCCUGCGCCCCACGCCCUCUCCCCCCCAUCAGCCCGAGAGGGAGGAGGACACGCCUCCUGCCCCCGAGGCGUGGCCGGUGCCCAGUAAAGCCCCGCCCGCCAUCGCCCCUCCUGCCAGCACAGUCGCACAGCAGCAGCUGGCUCCCCCCUCCCUCCCAGAAACCUCCACCCCCACGUUUGCUGCCGCGCAGCAGCGGCGGCCCCCCGACAUGCCCCAGCUGGUCCCCGGGCCCCUCCCAUUUCCGGCAGGCAUCAUUGCCGCCAUCGGGCAGCCAGAGGCCUUGCCACACGACGCGGAUGACGACGAGGGACUGAAGCACUUUGAGCAGGAAGCGGAGAAGAUGGUGGCGUACCUCCAGGAGGACGACAAGCUUUCCGCGUCAGGCCUGGAGCCGGCCAAGCCCGCCGCCCUCCCUCUCUCCCACGAGGCUGCGCUCAAGUGGUUUUACAAAGACCCUCAGGGAGAGAUACAGGGGCCCUUCUCCAACCAGGAGAUGAUGGAGUGGUUCCAGGCCGGGUACUUCACCAUGACCCUGCUGGUGAAGAGGGGGUGUGACGAGCUCUUCCAGCCACUCGGCGAGAUCAUCAAGAUGUGGGGGCGGGUCCCCUUCACACCUGGCCCCUCCCCCCCGCCCAUGCUGGGCGACGUGGACCAGGCGAGGCUGAAGAGACAGCAGGAGCUCACAGCCCUCAACCUGUACCAGCUGCAGCAGCUGCAGUACCAGUACCUCAUCAGGCAGCAGUAUGCACAGGCCCUGGCCCAGCAGCAGAAGGCCGCGGCCCUGGGGGCCCCACAGCAGCCACAGCAGCAGCAGCACCUCAACCUCCUGCUCCAGCAGUACCAGGCCCUCAAGAUGAGGACGUCUGAACAGAGCCUGGUCCCGCCCGUCACGCGCUCCAUGUCCGUACCGGACUCGGGUUCGGUCUGGGAACUGCAGAACCCGUCCCCGCAGGCCUCGGCGUCGGCCACCGUCGCGCACGCGGCCCGCAGCGCGUGGGAAGGGGGAAGCGUGUGGGAUCUUCCGGGCGACUCCGUGGCGCAGGCUCCCUCCCUGGAGCAAAUCCAGCAGCUGGAGAAGGCCAAAGCCGCGGCGAAGCUGGAGCAGGAGCGCAAGGAGGCGGAGCUGCGGGCUAAGAGGGAGGAAGAGGAGCGCAAACGUCGGGAGGAGGCCCUUCUGGCUCAGCAGGAGGAAGAGCGCAAACGCAGGGAGGAAGAUGAGCUGGCCCGACGGCAACAGGAGGAGGCUCUGAGGCUGCAGCAGGAGCAGGAGGAGGCGCUGCGCAGGCAGAAGGAAGAGGAGGAAGAGGAGGCGCGCCGUCUGCAGGAGAGGAAGAGGCGGGAGGAGGAAGAGAGGAGGCAAAGGGAAGAGCUGCUACGCAAGCAGGAGGAGGAGCGCAAGAAACAGGAGGAGCUGGAGGCACUGCGCCGGCUGGAGGAGGAGAAGCGCCUGGAGGAGGAGGCGCGGCUGCUGCAGCAGGAGGAGCAGAAGAAGCGAGAGCAGGACGUGCAGCGGCAGAGGCAGCAGGAGGCGCUGCGGAGGCUGCAGCAGCAGCAGCAGCAGCAGCAGCUGGCUCAGAUGAAGCUCCCUUCUUCCUCCAAGUGGGGCCAGCAGGCGGCCGGCUCCCUGCCGCUGUGCCAGGCCCAGAGCGCGCUGUCGCUGGCCGAGAUCCAGAAGCUGGAGGAGGAGAGGGAGCGGCAAGCCCUGGAGGAGAGGCAUCAGCAGCAGCAGGAGCUGAUGAGAGUCAUCCAGCAGCAGCAGCAGCAGCAGCAGCAGCAGGCUCAGUCCCAGUCCCAGCCCCAGUCCCGCCUCCCAGGCUGGGGCUCCGCCUCCCGCCAGCCCUCCGCCACGCCCAAGUCCCUGCUGGAGAUCCAGAGGGAGGAGGCCCAGCAGAUGAAGCAGAGGAAGGAAGCGCCGCAGCCAGGCUGCCCCCAGCAGACCCGAACCAGCAGCAGCAGCAGCAGCAGCAGUGUGGGCUCCGUGUGGGGCUCGGCGAGCAGCGGCAGCCUGCAGUGGGGCACCGACGCGGGGAGCAUCUGGAGCAGCCCGGCGGACGCCAGCAACGCCAACCUGGGCUUCUGGGACGAGGCUGCGAAGGAGGCCGCCACAACCCCCCCGCAGAAGAACCCCGCCAAGAAGAACAAGAGCAACGCCAACCUCAGCCACUCAUCGAGCGGCCGAGCCAAUAAGAAGGCGGAGGAGGAGGAGAAGCUGCUGAAGCUGUUCCAGGGCGUGAAUCAGACUCAGGACGGGUUCACACAGUGGUGUGAACAGGCCCUGCACACACUCAACACCGCCAACAACCUGGAUGUUCCCACGUUCACAUCGUUCCUGAAGGAGGUGGAGUCUCCCUACGAGGUGCACGACUACGUCAGGGCCUACCUCGGAGACACGCCCGAGUCCAAGGAGUUCGCCAAGCACUUUCUGGAGCGCCGUGCCAAACAGAACGCCAACCACCAGACAGCGCCGCCGCAACCGCCGCUGCAGCCAGCGCAGCCAGCGCAGCCAGCGCCACAGCAGAAAGCACAGCAGCAGCCGGAUUCCGUGUGGGGUGGGACCCAGCCAGGACGUCAGUCAAUUUUUCAGUCCAAUCACAGCAGCCUGCAGCAGGCCCGCUUUGAGACGGUCACAUCAGGGAAGAAGAAGAAGAAGCAGAAGAUGGUACGAGCCGACCCAAGCCUGCUAGGUUUUUCUGUGAACGCCUCAUCAGAACGGUUGAACAUGGGGGAGAUAGAGACGGUAGAGGACUUUUGAGGCGGUGGGACGGGACUGGUGCCAAGCCCGCCAAAUAUUUCUGCUCCCAGACAACUGACAUGUCGUCCCAUCACCAGUUUUUUUUUUUUUUGUUGUUGUUGUUUUUUAAAAAUUUUCCCACUUUUUUAAGUUGAUUGUCUGGUGGGGGGGAUGCAACCGCUCCUCCCCCCAGUCAGAAGGGCCUGCGACAGCAUCGUGUUUUCGGUGAAGUGACGACAGACCAGCCAGUCGGAGGCGAACUGGACUGGAACUGUGGCUUUACAGAGGACGCGGAUCUGCUGGCCCGAGCCGCCAGAUGUUCUGGAUGUGGUUCUCCUGGAAGAUCGAAACCCACUUCCCACCUCACAGGGAAGGUUGAAAGGGAGGGUUGGGGUUACAGUACACAGUGGGGAGAGGAGGUGGAGUCAACAUCCCAUUUUUUUUUGGAAGUAGCGUAGUGGGUUGUGGUCAAUUUGGACGGGGGUAGAAAGAACAUUAGAGAAAGGAAGAACCCCCUUUGCUAUAUUUAUUGGAAGAUUUUCAGCUGCCCUUUUUUAUUUUAUUUUAAUUUCAGUUUACCCCCCCCCCCCCCCCCUUUCCCAUUUUCUGCCAGUUGUUCGUGGGAGACGAUUUGCAAACUGAUCAAAAUGGUGUCCUGUUUUAAGGACAUAUGCAACGGUUCCAAUAGUUAUCCAUUUCCUUGUAAAAUACUAGCCUGUUUAAAAGAAUAAACUUUCAAUUCUGCAACUGUAUAAUAGAGUAUGGAAAUGAGGUGUCAUACUUUUUUAUUUGGAAGAGGCUAUCCUCUUGAAUGGGUUUACAGAAGCUGACUUUGUAUAAAAAAAGAGUAUAUACUCCCAUUUUAUGCAUGGGUGUGUGCAAUUGUAUCAAUUUUUUUAUGUGCUGAAUAUUUUCAAAAAUGAAAUUUAAAAAAGGAAAAAAUGUUAUUUUGGGGAAUGUGGGUUUUCCACAGCUCCGGUGCACCCUGUGCUACAGAACAGACUUGAACGGCACACACAAACGUCACAAAACUGUAGGAGGGGCUUUGCGGUCCGGUAUAUAAACCCUGACCUUUUUUAUUCAAGCCACUGUUUACCUUUUCUAUAGGAAAUAAAACUAUUGGAAAUAUU
This is a messenger RNA of Anguilla anguilla (European eel), 5154 nucleotides long. RefSeq names its product GRB10-interacting GYF protein 2-like. Gene Ontology annotation, biological process: insulin-like growth factor receptor signaling pathway. The record is from RefSeq and is a predicted model, not a curated record. Gene Ontology annotation, molecular function: protein binding. The coding region runs from base 89 to 4045 and encodes 1318 amino acids. Gene Ontology annotation, cellular component: perikaryon; vesicle; proximal dendrite. The transcript has 29 exons. Lineage: Eukaryota; Metazoa; Chordata; Actinopteri; Anguilliformes; Anguillidae.